CUGUCCUCCAUCAGCACCGUCUGUGAUGCUGCAAGGCGUGCUGCAGCGCACUGGAGCCCCAUGUGAUACUGACGGGAGGUGGAGGAGGAGGAGGAGGUGGGGGUGUCCUCAAAGAGUUCGCUGGUCCUCUUACUUCACAUCACUCCAGAUCCAGGCUAUCUCGGGGCGGAGCUGCACUGUAGAGAGAUCAUCGUCAUUUUGGACGCUUUGGAUACUUAACAGUCGUGCCAUCUUGGAGGUGUUUUUGUUUUGAGAUUGAAGUCCACCUUUGUGAUUGUUCGCCAUGGGAGCAGAGAGCUCAGUGCAGCGGGACCCGAAGAGCCAGGAGGAGGAUGCCUCAGCUUCAGCUUCAGCCUCUGCGGAGGUGAACAACGUGCUCCAGGAGGAAAGCAGCGUCCUCGACAGCAAGCCUUUGGAGAAAAAUGGACAGAUCUCCAGCCUGACCAGUCUGAAUGGACACUCGGAGGACGACACGCUAGCAGAAGUUGGCCAGCCAGAUGGUGUGGCUCAAAAGGAGGAGGCUCCUGAGACCAUGGACACCAUCCAGGGUGAAGUGGCUCCUCAAGUGAACGGCGAGAAAGUGGAGAAAGAGUCGCCUGAUGCCAACGACAUCUCCGCUGUUGAGGAGAAAGCAGCUGAGGAGAAACCCGAUGAAGCCAGCGAAGUGGGCUUCAAGAAGAUCUUCCGCUUUGUGGGCUUUAAGUUCACGCUGAAGAAGGACAAAAGUGAGGAGAAAGACCCUGUGAAGCUGCUGACAGUCAAAGAUAAAGAAGGAGAGGAGGUUAGUGGGACUGAUGAGCCUACAAAGGAGGAAGAGGCUGCCACUGCUGAGGAGAAUGGCACAACUGAAGAAAAGGAGGCGGAUACAGAGGCGUCUACUCCUGAGGCUGAAGUCAUUAAAGAUGAAGCUGAAAUCACCGAUGCUCCUGCUGAAGGCACUGCUGCUGAAACUACUGAUGAAGCAGUUAAGGAUGAAGGAGCUGAGAAGGAAGAAACAACUCUGUCCCCCUUCAGGAAGCUCUUCAGUGGAGGACUCUUCUCUAACCUGAGAAAGAAAGCCAGCAUCAAGAAGCCAAAAGAGGAGGAAGACAAGGAGGCAGCUGUUGAGGAGGAGGCAGCCAAGACAGAAGAAACUGCUGCUGUGGAGGAAAAGGAAGAGAAGGAUGAGGUGGAGCAAGAAACUAAAGAGGAGGCACCAGCAACUCCAGAGGAAGUGAAAUCAGAGACUGCCCCAGAGCCAGAGGUCACUGUUGAACCCUCAGAUGCUACUGAUGAGACCAAACCAGAGGAGGAAAAGGCUGAACCUAGUGCUGAAGAGGAGAAGGCUCCAGCAGAGGUGACGUCUGAGGCUGAGCUGCUGUCAUCACAGGAGAAGGCUAAACCCCAGGGAAGCCCCCUGAAGAAGCUCUUCACUGGAGCUGGCUUGAAGAAGCUCUCAACUAAGAAACAGAAGAACAAGAAAGACGCUGAGGCGAAGGCUGCUGAGGCGAAGGCUGCUGAGGCGAAGGCCGCUGAGGCGAAGACCGCCGAGGCAAAUACCGCCGAGGCAAAUACCGCCGAGGCAAAGACCGCCGAGUCUGGGGAGCAGGCAGCUGAGCAGCUUCAAUCCUCCACCGAGUCAGCAGAGGCUCCAAAAGCCGACAGCGGGCCCUCAUCUCCCGAGGAGUCAGGAGAGCACGUCAUUGCUGUGGAGGUGACCCAGAAUGAGUCCAGCCAAGAGACAGAUGGUGAAGUUGCCUCUGAUGGAGAGAAGAAAAAAGAGGGCAUCAUUGCCUGGUCCUCCUUCAAGAAACUAGUAACACCCAAGAGGCGCGUAAAAAGGUCAUCUGAGAGCGAAGAUGAAGCCACAGCUGAGAAACAAGCAAAGUCAGCCACGCUGUCCUCUUCUGAGAGCGCCCCGUUAGCAGAUAAGAGUGUUGAGGAGGAGGCUAAGGAGGAUAAGCCAACUGAGGAAGAGCCAAAGACUGAAAACACUGAGAAACUGGUCAGCAGCACUGAGGAGCCCAAGAAGAAAAUGGACACCUCUGUCUCCUGGGAGGCUCUGAUGUGUAUGGGUGGACCCAAAAAGAGGACUAGGAAGACCUCUGAUUCUGACGAUGAGGAGACCAAGGUUGAAGAGGAAUCAGUAGCAGCAGUGGUAGAAGGGGAGCAGGAGGAAAAAACUGAGGCUGCCCUUGUCACUUCCCAAAACACAGAGAGUGAUGGAGAAGUUGUUUCUUCCCCUGAACCCGCUGAGAGAGAGUCCACCUGGGACACACUGAAACGCAUGGUUAUGCCGAAGAAUAAGGCCAAAGCCGAGGAGAAGCCUGAGGAGAUGGCAGAACAAGUCCAGUCAGACGGUGAAGCACCAAAAGACGAGUCGUCGUUCUCUUUGAGGAAGCUCUUCCCUGGACGCAGAAAGAAGAAGGCUGACAAACAAGCCUCUACUGAGCAGAGCGAGGACGACUCUGACACCCCAGCUGUGGUUCCUCUCUCAGAGUAUGAAGACCGGGUUGAAGCUGUUGAAGCUGUUGCAGCUGUUGAAGCUGAACAGGAAGCACCAGCAGAACCUGCUGAAGCCCAGGUUAAAGUAUCCGCUGAAGAUAGAUCCCCUUCAUGGAUCCCAGCCACUGUCGAGGACGGCGAUGAUAAACCUGAUCAGCUGAGUGACAUCCCAGAGGAGGCUGAGAACGCUGCCACGCCAAAGUCUGUUGACACCGACAUCGCAGAAGAUGAGGACAAGGAUAUUCUGUUGACUAGAGCUCCUGGACAUACGGGGCGCAGACUGUCCACGGCUGAGGUGAUGCCUGUCGCUCAAGCUCCAUCUGCAGAAACCACUCCUGUUCCUCAGGGGCCUAAGCCGGAGAGCGCAGAGGAGGUGAUGGAGAGCAUAGAGGCCCAAAUCAGUGCAAUUCCACCCCAGACAGAUGUGGCUGUUGAAGCUGUACCAGUAGAGGUACUUUCUGAGAAAACAGAGUAUGAACCACCAACUGAGCAGGCAGAGUCCAAGACAAAUUCCAUCCUGGAGCCACACGCUCGUGAGGAGGCCAUGGCUAUCUGCACUGGCCUGGGAACCAAGGAGAUUGCCAAAGUAGCUCUGGAGAAACCCGCGAUGCCCAUCAUAGAGAGCAUGGCUGUGAUCCGUGACGGUGUAAGCACAGAGGUGUCGGUGGAAGAUAAGCCAGCAAAUGCAGAGGAAGCCAUUGCCGCAGAAAAUGAAGUGCUCAUGUCCCAAGUGCACCAAGUAGAAACCAUGGAGCUUGAGCCUGUCGUUGAAAGUUCACAAAGCGACUUGUCAAACGUUCAAGCAGCCAGUGAGGGCCACGAACCUGCAAUUGAGAAUGUUGGACUUGUCAGCGCUGUUCUGGAGGAGUCCGAAAUCAUUCAGUCUACCACCAUGAGCGAGAACUCUGUCAGGACAGUUGAUCCCAUUGCGCCAACGUCCGAAACAGCUGUUUGCACCCAGAGCGUAGAAGUCACCGAGCUAAUUGUAGAGACCAAGGAAGUUAAGAUGGAUUUGGAGCAGCUUGCUGCCACUGAAGAAAAUACUAUAAAGGAGGUAGCUCAGUAUGCAACUGCAGAGAUAGCCUCCACCAUAAGUGCAACCACAAAGACCACCAUCACAGAGGAGACCGAGCCAACCAUCCCUGUAGUUGAACCAACCGAGGGGGUUUUUAUCGCCCAAGCAGUGGUCCUUGUGGCCCCAGCGGCUCCGGUGACCAUGGAAAAUGCAUCAGAGCCAGUCGGCGAUGAAUCAAUUGAGGUGCAGGAAACCAAGGAGGAGGUUGCAGUUGAAGAGACUGUGGAGGCUACUACCGCUCAAACAGCAGAGUCGGAGAUCAGUGAAGUGACAGAGGAGAUCAGCGAGAAGACGGAGGAAGUCAAGGAAGACGUCCAGCCGACCAGUGAAGUGACUAAGGAGACCAGCGAGAAGACAGAGGAAGUCAAGGAAGACGUCCAGCCGACCAGUGAAGUGACUGAGGAGACCAGCGAGAAGACAGAGGAAGUCAAGGAAGACGUCCAGCCGACCAGUGAAGUGACUGAGGAGACCAGCGAGAAGACAGAGGAAGUCAAGGAAGACGUCCAGCAGACUAGUGAAGUGACUGAGGAGACUAGCGAGAAGACAGAGGAAAUCAAGGAAGACGUCCAGCCGACCAGUGAAAUUGAGGCUCAGAGCAUGGUCAUUGCUCAAGCUGUCAUUCAGGAAGCCAUGGAUAAAGUUUCAGAAGACGUGCCUGAAUCCAAAACGCCCACCGACCCAACACCAGUCCAGGCUGAAGCAACAACAGAGAACGAGAUCACAACAGAGACCCCUGUUAUCUUCGACACCCCCGUUGCAGUCGUCUGCGAAAAACCAGCACCAAAGUCACCUCAGGUGCUCCAUGUCGCCAUAGAGGUCACUGAAACAAUCCCAGUAGAGGUUACAAAGAGCCUCGAUGCCUCUGUAGAGGAGGUGGAGGAGAAAAAACCAGAAGAAGGGCUGAAGAAAGCUGUGGAGGUAAACGUAAGUGAAGAAACUGUCGUAGUGGAAGAAGUGGUGGAGAUAAAGGCAGAGAGUGGGAGAUGUGAGGAGCAGGUCAAGGAGGAGCAGAGCAAAGAAGUUGCAGAGGUUCAGGAAGCAGAUGUAAAAGAAGAAGCAGCUGAGGAAGUGGAACCAGAACCAGAGGAAGCAAAGUCAGAGCAGAACAAAGAGAAAGUGCUUGAGGUUCACAUGCCAGUCCAAGUGGUCCUGCAGACGGCGCAGGUGUUUGAGGAACCGUCGGUGGAAGAAGAGGCCGCGGUAGAGUUUGACAGCAACGGCCCCGUGACUGAAGACGCAGGCGUAAAAGCUAAGAGCGCCGCAAGUGAAAGCAAACUCCCAACGCUGUCCGAAGAACCCCAAGCGACGGCUUCAGCAGAGGUUCCCGCUUCCAGCCAAGUCACAGAGCCAGAGACGCAAGAAACACCGUCGGGAAAGUGUGCGGAAGUGAUGGCGCAGGUGAUCGAGGUGAUCGAGGAGGCCGUGAAGGAGAUCGAGCCUGUGUCCACAGAGAUCACAGCAGCAUCAUGAGCAGCUGAAGACACAAGACUGAUGCCUGGGAGACACACUGUCUGGACCAGGAUGUGAGUGAUGAGGGAGGGAGAGAGAGAGAGAGAGAGAGAGAGAGAGAGAGAGAGAGAGAGAGAGUUAAAGAGAGAGAGAGAGAGAGAGGCUGCUCUGUGGUAACACACUGAGACUGGGCUCCGCCCAUCCCGCCCAGAGAGAUUGAGUGACUGAGCAACAGCUCCGCCAUUCUCUCCACCUCCCCUUCCACCUGUACUCCCCACCCCAUCCCGCAGCCCUGUCACCACGGCGUGACGUCCCACCGCCACGUCCUCACCCACUCACUCACUCUCAUGCACACACACACUAAAGCAUGUCCUGUGCCUCAAGAAGCAUCCCAUCUGGCUUGUAAUCAGUGUGCUCAGUGUCUCGGUGACUUUCCAUUGCCCUUGCUGCAUAAGACGAGAGUCUGCAACCUGGUCGAGUGCGUAUCUGUUUCGUAUGUGUGUGUGAUUGUAUGUGUACAGUAGGGAGAGUGAGAUGGUGUCAGAAGGUGGAGAGAUGGAGGAUUAUUAUCUUGUAUAUUGUAUUUAUAUCUUGAGUAUUCUUUCAUUCAGUCUUUAUUUUUUUCCAUUUUUUUUGUUUGUUGUUUUUAAAAAUUCCCACAUUAAGCUGUGAUACAUCAGGUGUUUUCUUUUGAGCAACAUUACGACGGUAGAUUUACCAGCUGAUGCAGAGAAACAUCUAAAAAAUUUCUUGUAAAAUUCACCAGAACAAAUGUGAGACUGUUGCACAUAAGUGGCCGGUGUAUCGCAGCUUUUUAAUAGUCACAUUCAAUGAAGACUCUGUAGCAAUUAUAACUAAACCAUGGUACAAGUGUGAUUCCACUGACAGUAAGUGAUAACACUGACUGAAGAAGAGGGCACAGACAGUAUGAUGAGAAUGAUGCUUUUGUCACAAUGUGCUCUCACCCCGCAACCCAACAAAAUACCUAAUAAGCUCCAUGUAGAUAAGACAAACAAUCACUGCCUGACUCACUGUGAAAAAGACAUUGUUACACAUUGUUCCAUGUAAUUAUACAAUAAAAUACUAGUAUAACACCAUCGGACCAUUUUCUGUUGAGAAGUGCAUGUAAGAAAAGACUUACAAAGCAUAUCGCAGUUUAACGGCCAUGUUUCUGAGUUACUGUGACAUACUGUAUCCGUUAUGUGUGUGUAGCAACACUAUAUUUAUAUUUCUUAAUGAAAAGACAGUAUGUUGAUGCCCUCUGCUGCCUACAAAAAGUAGUGCACCCUUUAGUCUUCAGUCAUUGGUGUCAUUUUGGCUUCAUAUGUUUUAACAAAGGUGAUAAAAAAGUGUGAAAAUGUUCCAGUCUUAUGGUACCUGCUCCUAUAUGUCGUGUUCUUCACUCAGCAUGAUGGCUCAGGUUCAUUAAACUGGCACUGGUUGGGGAUUUAGAGAGGCACAGACACCCGACUGCAUGGUGCCAGAAGUGGAAAAUAAAACUAAUUUUACUCAAAGCCAAAUUGAGUUAGGAUCAAUCAGGGAGUCAUGGUAUUUCCAUUGCUCACGGGAUGAGACCUCACUUGCAUCCAAUUGAACUCCUAAAGCAUCCACUCAGCUACUUUGAGUCACGCAUCAAACCUAAGUCACAAGGGCUUAUUUUUGCAAGUUCACUGGUAAAAGUCGGGGAUGUUUUAGUGUGGAGGAGGAAUAUCUGAAACAUUCCUGGGGUCCAGUUUUGCCACCAAAGCAAACGUGUGACCGCGGGUUACACUGCUAUGUGUUUUAUGUCCUACCAAAUUUGGCAAACUUGCACUAGUGUGUGAAUCAUUCAGACGUGAUGAGAAUUAGCUGUGAGUGCUUCUAUAAUUUGUUGAUUUUAAUUUGACACCGGCCGCUCUAUAGAGGCUCACAUUUCACUCAGCUUCAUGACCAAACGAGAGAAAGAUCAGGAAGUACGGACCCCCCGUUAGGUCACCACUUCCCCUUUACUUUGACUCUAGAGGGUGAGUCACAUCCAUCAAUGCUUUAUGUAUAAAUAUAAAUGAUUAAAAAAAAAAGACAGUGAGCUAAAGACUUUUGCUAUUGUUGCAUAAUGUGAAGCAUUUAGUGGCCCACUACUUCAGCCUGCUUUUUGUAACACUCUUAACUGUGAACCUGUUAACAUUUGUACAGAUUGUAUACCUACUGUAUGUACUUAAAAAAUCAUAUUGUUGUAAUAUUAACUCAUAACCUGCAGCCAUUUAGCAUAAUAUUCAUGUAGCAUGGUCUUUUAUAUUUUCCAAGCUGUUAAUAGUAAGGAUAGAGAAACUUGUCUAUAUUUCAUUCAAUAAAGGUAGAGAAAAUCGGUG
Sebastes umbrosus (honeycomb rockfish) is the source of this 7356-nucleotide messenger RNA. RefSeq names its product A kinase (PRKA) anchor protein 12b (gene akap12b). The coding region runs from base 284 to 5029 and encodes 1581 amino acids. Gene Ontology annotation, molecular function: protein kinase A binding; calmodulin binding. Gene Ontology annotation, cellular component: cytoplasm. The transcript is spliced from 4 exons. The record is from RefSeq and is a predicted model, not a curated record. NCBI's taxonomy places the organism in Eukaryota, Metazoa, Chordata, Actinopteri, Perciformes, Sebastidae. Gene Ontology annotation, biological process: regulation of protein kinase C signaling; signal transduction.